AUGUCGCAAUACCAAAACGGCCAACAGCCAUACUAUGGCCAACCUACAAACCCUCAAGCCUCCGGUUUACCGUCCACCGUUCACUAUGACAGCUAUUCAUCCCAGAACCCCGUGCCGGACCAGCAUCUGCCUCGAAGGAUGCCAAGUUACAAUGCUGGGGAUGAUUCUCGAUACUUCAACCCUGCUCAGACCCAUAAUAUGAGAGCGACCGAAGAGAACAGGCAGUACCCAGCACAAGGUGGUGGCUAUGGUGACAACACGGGAGAUGGUAGCUACAACGCAUCGCAGGGAGCCUUUCAAGACGACAGAGACUCGAGAUAUUCGCGCACUUCCUCAGACACCAUGUCGCACAUGUCUCCGAGUCGCGCCUCUUCACAAACCUCCAGCAUGUCUUAUCAGUAUCAAUACUCUGGAGCAACAUCGUCAUCACAGCCGGCCUACAAUCCGCAGCAGUACGGCCUUCCACACACACAAUCGCAACCGGUCCUGGCUUAUAACCCCCAGACGUACACUGGCUCCAGCAAUGCUUACGCCGCUCCAGCCUCGGCCCACCAACCGUAUAAUCCUGCAGCAUAUCAGUCUGCCACAGUUUCGGGUAUGAGCUCUCCAGUUCUACCUAGAAGGCAGAGCGCAGCUUCACACUACGGACAGACACCGCCAACUCCACAAUCGUACGGCUUCUCCUCCCACCAAGCACCACUUCCACCCCUUCCACCGCCGAGGGGUGCUGACCAUCCGUAUGGAGGACGCUCGUACCAACCCAUGUCACCGAACCCAAUGUCGCCUACCCUCUCGCCUACUUAUGUCCCGUCAAGUUCCCCGGGCAUAAUGCAUAUGCCUCCACCUACAUCACGUCCGUAUUACAACAACUCACAAGGGGCGGCGUAUGACCUGGCAUCUUCCCAAUAUGUCCCAGCGAUCCCAAGCGGUUCCUUUGAAGACCAGCCUCCAACGCCUCCAGUUCAUCAGACUCAUGCAAAUGGUCUGUACGGGAAACGGCCAAGUGUAUCUCAUUCCGGGGCAGGGCGAAUGCUACCGACUCCUCCUGUGCAGACCGAAUUACCAAUGCGAACGGAAACAUUGACUCGACACCCCCAAUCGCGACCUCUUCCUGGACCACCAGUCGAUGAAGCCGGGACAAAUGGCAAUCGUAUGCCGGCGGAACCUCCCAUGGCAUAUGAAGAUGUGCUCAGAGAGGAUGAGGCGGCAGCGUUGGACUCUCAGAACUUUGCCCGGCGCCACAGCUCUAGAGCAUCCCAUACUAGCUCUGCUUCGCGAAUGCACUUCUCGCCCGACGAGGAACAUACUCACACCAACAAUCACAUGGACUCAAGCGGGGCAGGGUAUACCGUGAAUUACAAUGCGUACAGUGAUGAAAGCGAUCCUGAGGCUACUGCUGGCUUGAUCAUGUUGCAAGAAGCUGAAGCGAGCGAGAAGCGUCUUCAAGGGCGGAUGCGACGUGAGACCAAUGCCUCAGUUUCCAGCUCACGUGGAUCCAAUGUAUCACCAGGAGGCCAUUCGUCACACUCUGAUCCCUAUGGAGAUACUGGUAUCUUUGACCUAGCACAGGCUGAAGGAGGAUACCAAGCAAACCUGUACUAUGGGGAGGAGAACUCAGACCCUGCUGCAGGCAACAGAUUUCCAGAUACAUCUGGUUCAUUCAGAAGCUCUGUGUCUCCCGAUGACCGUGGUGAGUAUCAUGAUGAAUACGAGCAUCCGCCUAUUGCAUAUGAAUAUGCCAGACGCCUCCAUCAUGCGCCAGCUGAUGCCAGAGUAGAUGCCAGUGGCACAGGGGGAUUGACAGCACCUGAUGCUUAUUCCAGACGGAUGAGCUUUGACUAUGGCGAUGAAGGAGAAACACCAUAUCAGACCCACUCGGGGGAUCAGUCCGACGAUGAGAGCCCCGACCCCUACCCACACGAAGAUCUGUUCUUCCACCCUGAGAUGCGUCCAUUACCACCAGCACCUGUUCGGCCUGCUGGUACUGUUGAUCUCUUGUCACAUUUGGUGCCAGCGGGCACAUAUAACCAUCAAUCGGGGCACCAAGAUGACUUGGAUAGUUAUCCACAGUAUAACAACCCUUCCAUACCGAGCUAUGCGGACCCUCAUGGCGAUACUAUGCUGAGCCCGUCCCAAGUUCCGCGGUCAUCGUCUUUGUCGACUCCUAUUGGUCCUCGUACUGAUGCGCCUAUCAGAUCUAAGACCGAUGCAGAACGGCUGAGAUACAAGCAACAACAGCAAGAACUCGCUCUGCAGCUUCAGAAAAAGGACCUACCUCAUAUAGACCCAGUUGCGGGAGCGGAGUUGGCCCUGGAUCUUCCAACACUCCCGGUAAACCCGCGAAAGAAGUUCCAUCCCGCGAGGCUGUCGUCAGAACAAUUCAAGAAGUGUAGCGAGCCGUGGGCUUUGAGUUCUCUCUUGUCCUGGAUCAAAGAUUUGAGCGAGGAUGAAACAGAUCUCAGAGAGCAAGCAAUUGCAGAUGCCAUGGUCGCAUUGUUCACUCAUAAAGUUCCCACAAUGAAUAUCGCUGAUGCCGAGACACUGGCUGCUCGAGUUGUGAGCGGCAUGCUUGCUGAAGGUGCAUUGGUAAAAGAAGAAGAAUGGGUCAAGUUUGGCUCAGGCACUCUCUCGGGUAUCCUGUUCCAGAUCACUGGCACUGGAUGCUACUCUCCCAGGCUCCACUUGCACGAAAUGCACAUUGAAGAUACUGAUAGUUUCGGCCGAUGCUACUCGCAUCACUGUAUGCGGACAUUGAAGAAGGUCAAUCUUAAGGCACAGAUGAUGGCACCGCAGAAGAAGAUCGAGGACUGGGUCACUUUCUACAAGGUGCCAAAGGAGGUCUGGGAGGCUCAUCCGAAAAAAGAGGUGGAUCGACAGAACAAUUUGCACGAGAUUGUCACUACAGAAGACUCUUACAUCGCGCAACUGGAUGUCCUACGAGAGCUUUAUCGUGAUCAACUGGCCAAGAUGAAUCCUCCGAUCAUCCCGGUGAAACGAUUAAACAAAUUUUUGACCGACGUAUUUGGAAAGGUCGAUGCUGUGAAGAGGGUAAACGAGGAUUUCCUGUUGGCACAACUCAAAUACCGCCAAAAAGAACAAGGACCUUUCAUCUCUGGAUUCAGUGACAUCUUCCGGGAAUGGAUUCGCAAAGCUAAGAAUGUUUACAUCGAUUAUGCUGCAACCUUCCCAACGGCGAACUAUCUUGUGCGCAAGGAGGCUGAGCGGAAUCCGCACUUCAAGCAGUUCCUCAACCAAGCGCGGGACCACAAACUGUCAGGUCGCCUGAGCUGGGAUACGUUCCUCAAGGCCCCGAUUACCAGAAUCCAGCGAUAUACCCUUCUGUUGGCGACUGUCCACAAGAAUAUGGUCAAGGAUUCCGAAGAAAAAGCAAAUGUGGCACAAGCUAUUGAAGAGAUCAAGAUCGUGGCACUGGAAUGUGACAACAAAGUGGGAGAGAUGAACAAGAAGGCCGACUUGAUGGAGUUGGCAUCCAAGCUGCAAUUGCGACCCGACAUGAAGAAGGAAGUUGAACUCAAUCUCGAACACUUGGGUCGGCAGAUCAUCCAUCGAGGCGAGCUGCAACGUCCUGGCACCCGCACAAGAUUCCUUGUCGAUACACACGCCAUCCUGUUCGACCAUUAUCUAGUACUUGCCAAGAUAUUCACAAUGCGCGACCGGGCAGUGAAGUAUGAACGAUACGACAUCUCAAAGCUGCCUAUUCCAAUGGAUCUAUUGGGCCUGGAAAGCACUGACGAUGAUCCUGUGAUUAAAUCAUCCGUCAGGGGAGUUUCGACUGUCACACCCUCCCAGGCGGGGACUGUUAGUCCUCUUGCGCAUUCAGGGUCUGGUGCAUCCGGAGUAAACGGGGCCGUUGACAACUCAAGGGAUGAUAAGAUCCUAUACCCUUUCAAAAUCAAGCAUCUAGGCAAGACUGGAACAUAUACUCUUUACGCUUUCUCCGCACAAAGCCGCGUGGAAUGGUGCCGAAAGAUCAUCGAAGCGAAGACAAAGCAUGCCGCUGCUCUCUUCUCGCAGAACGCCGAGCCAUUCCGGCUGCGUGUCGUUGCAGACACUGCGUUCGCAUGCUCUGAUCAAACGAGUGGCUCUAAAAGUGUCACCAUAGAGGGAACCCCUCUUCAUCGUGCGAUCAAGGAAGUCGAGAAGCAAUAUGAAACCUCGAAGACUCGCCCUCCAGCAGUAUGUAAGACUGCAGUUCACUGUGCUACGGUGUUCCAACAGCCGCCUGGGCGCAUCAUGUGUGCAAUUGGCACAGAUAAUGGACUUUACAUGUCCGAGCUCAAUAACCCGCGGGGCUGGCAUAGGGCCAUCCCCAUUAUGCGGGUUACACAAGUUGCCGUGUUUGAGGAUUUCAAUUUGCUUCUGUUGAUUGCAGAUCGGUCUUUGAUUGCAUACCACCUCGACGUGGUCUGUCCCGCCAAUGGGAAAGCCUCCCAGUCAUCUCAAGACUCUGCUCGACGAGCUCCGCAGAAGCUGUCUGGAAAUCGUGAAGUGGGCUUCUUUGCCGCCGGUCGUCUGAAGGAUCGGUACUUGGUGUUAUACAAAAAGCGUGAGGGACUAUCAUCUACAUUCAAGGUUCUCGAGCCCGUCUUACAGAAGUCUUCCACGAACAAAAGCCGCCUUUUCUCGCGUCGCUCACAAACGGAGUUCUUCCGCGACUACGACGAGUUCUACAUCCCUGCGGAAACUUACCGAAUUAACAUGUUCCACUCCUCGCUUGCCAUCUCAACACAAAAGGGCAUUGAAGUCCUCACUCUUGACAAGAAACACUCAUGGUCUGUUCCAGACUUUAGCUCCAACGAUACCCAGGAUGCACAUGAUACUCUACACAGCAUUGCCAAUCGCAUCAGCGGGCUCAAGCCACUAGGCAUGUUCCGUCUCAGUGAGAGCGAGUUCCUGGUAGCUUACCAGCAGUGCGCUGUGUACGUCAACAAGCACGGCGACGUCUCCCGCAGUGUGGUCAUGGAGUUUGUGGGCAACGCACAUACAGCCUGUCUCUAUGGCAAGUUUCUGAUUCUCUUCAAUGAGGACUUUGUUGAAGUCCGCAACGCCAUGAACGGCCGCUUACGCCAGGUUAUCCCCGGCCACAAUGUCGUAUGCAUUGAUGACGGCAGCAAGGUGCCUGGCUCCCUCGAUGGCAAUGCACAGGCUCUCAGCGGUGGCGCGAUGAGUCUUUCCAGCGGCUUCUCCAGCACCACCAAUGGCUUCCCAGCCCCCACGGGCUUGGGCAACACGGUUAAAAUCUGCAUGCAACAUCCAGAGUAUGAGCGGUGCCAGAUUGUCUUGGAGCUUCUCGAGAACGAGGGCCAGAAAGACUAA
Molecule: messenger RNA, 5337 nt
Organism: Penicillium coprophilum
Lineage: Eukaryota; Fungi; Ascomycota; Eurotiomycetes; Eurotiales; Aspergillaceae
Product: putative Rho guanyl nucleotide exchange factor
Exons: 2
Coding region: 1-5337 (1778 amino acids)
Molecular function (GO): guanyl-nucleotide exchange factor activity
Source: RefSeq, a predicted model, not a curated record